AAUCCAACAGUCAUGCCUGAUCCCCCCGUCAAAGCGCCCAAGAAGGGCUCCAAGAAAGCCGUCUCUAAGACCGUCAGCAAGACCGGCAAGAAGAGGAGAAAGUCCAGGAAGGAGAGCUACGCCAUCUACGUGUACAAGGUGAUGAAGCAGGUCCACCCCGAUACCGGUAUCUCCUCCAAGGCCAUGGGCAUCAUGAACUGCUUCGUGAGCGACAUCUUUGAGCGCAUCGCCGGUGAGGCCUCUCGUCUGGCUCACUACAACAAGCGCUCCACCAUCACUUCCAGGGAGAUCCAGACCGCUGUCCGCCUGCUGCUGCCCGGCGAGCUGGCGAAGCACGCGGUGUCUGAGGGAACCAAGGCCGUGACCAAGUACACCAGCUCCAAGUAAAACUGCUGGAGACCAACACCACAACGGCUCUUUUAAGAGCCACACACUUCUUGUAAAGACCAAUUCCUGAUGCUGGCAAAAUAUAAUGUUA
Molecule: messenger RNA, 478 nt
Organism: Cyclopterus lumpus (lumpfish)
Lineage: Eukaryota; Metazoa; Chordata; Actinopteri; Perciformes; Cyclopteridae
Product: histone H2B-like
Exons: 1
Coding region: 13-387 (124 amino acids)
Cellular component (GO): nucleosome
Molecular function (GO): DNA binding; structural constituent of chromatin; protein heterodimerization activity
Source: RefSeq, a predicted model, not a curated record